Molecule: messenger RNA, 1752 nt
Organism: Trametes versicolor FP-101664 SS1
Lineage: Eukaryota; Fungi; Basidiomycota; Agaricomycetes; Polyporales; Polyporaceae
Exons: 2
Coding region: 1-1752 (583 amino acids)
Molecular function (GO): protein binding
Source: RefSeq, a predicted model, not a curated record
AUGUCUGUAUGCGGUAGUCAGGAUGCCAGCUCGGAGCAGGACAGCACUACCAAGUUUGAUUUCAUCAAUGCUUCGAUGUCCCCGGAGGACGUACGGGAUGCCGUAUGCAAGGAAAUCGAGAUGCGACAUGCGGCGAUGCUCGCCCUGCAUGAAGACAUCGCGCAGGAAACCGAGCUGUGGCCCACGGCGGUUCUUAACCUGCACAAGGAAAUUUCCCAGCUCUGGUCUAUCCACAAUCUCGUCGCCCCCGUCAACUCGCUUCCGCCCGAACUGCUCAACAUGAUUUUCUCGCUGGCCGGCGACGACCUGGUCAGCGUGACGCAUGUCUGUCAGCACUGGCGCGACGUCGCACUACACGCUCCCGGCCUCUGGACGCACGUCGGGCAUACGAGCCCUGAAGGCGUGAAGACCUACCUGCGACGUUCUAAAGGGCUCCCGCUAGACAUAUCCCUCACGGUCCUGGAGAUUCCGACUGUGGGCACUCUGCGCGCUCUCACCGCGGAGAUACAUCGCACGCGCAGUCUCCGCGUUACCCUCCCACCGUCGGCAGGCCUGCGGCUCGUCACGCAGAGCCUGAUGUUGCUCAGCCCGCAGCUGGAGGUGUUGUCUAUCAGGGACUGCGGCUCCCCACUUGGUGUCCUUCCGCCCUUACCUCGUGCUCCUUCUCAGGGGCGUCCGGCUGAUUUCGACGGCGCGCCUUUAAUACGCUCGUUGACGCUCAAUAGUGUGCCUUUGCCCUAUUUACCCAGGGGUCCCAGCUUGUUAACAAACAUCGAGCUCACUGGCAAAGAAUGUGUCGGAGACGCUCUGCUGGUACUCGAUCUCCUGGAACGCAGCCCGUCCCUCGAAAGGCUGAAGAUCUGCGGUCCGUUCAAUCACCGCGGACUCGUGCUAGACCGACGCCGCACAGUCUCUCUCCCACGUCUCAAGCGUUUCAAAGUGCGUGGGCGCUUCCCGACGGGUGUCGGCAUGUUUCUCGCGAGUCUUGUCCUUCCAUCGCAGACCGAUAUUAUGGUUCACAAAGAGUGGAGUCACGCUCGCCUGCAGUCACCGCUUGCCGACCUCGUCCCUGCGUACAACCCAGGAAACGUCAAGCUGCACUCUCUCCGAGGCCUCAAGCGACUUGAGCUUUCGUGGGGAUACGGAUAUGGCGGCGGCCUCACUCUACGGGCCUAUCGACACAGCGAAGACUUCCUCACGCCGGUGCUUGAUCUACAGGUGUACGGCAACGAGGCUCCGGGCGAGCGGUUCAUCGCGAACUGGCCCGUCGACGCGUCGCACCUCGAGACCCUUGUCAUUUGCGGCGGCGUGGAUCCUAAUAGUCGCUCCGUAUGGGAUCGGGGCGACCACGGCAUCACGCGGGAGCAGUGGGCGGCAAUGCUUGCCUCGGUGCCUAUGCUGAAGAGGCUACGAUUAAUGUCGGUGAACGGCGACACGCUCGAGGGGUUCGCACUGGCCAUGCGGCUAGCGCCGGACCAGGUGCCGCCACUUUGUUUGCAACUGGAGACGCUCGAGCUGUUCGACGUCGACCCCAAGGCAUAUUUCUGGGACACCAUGAAGAGUGCGGUCAUGGCCCGCUCUACCGCGGUGGAGGGACGACUUAGCGAGGUGGAGCUGUUCAAUACGGGCUCGGCGACAUGGAACGCGCCGGCCUCGUCGUCACUCUCGAAGAUGGGGGUGAAGAUCAUACGUGACGCGGAUUCGGACACACAGAAGAUAUCACAGAGACUGGCGAAGCCUAAUGUACAGUGA